Meriones unguiculatus (Mongolian gerbil) is the source of this 983-nucleotide messenger RNA. It is a transcript of the gene Mrpl18, whose product is annotated as mitochondrial ribosomal protein L18. The transcript is spliced from 4 exons. Gene Ontology annotation, molecular function: structural constituent of ribosome; 5S rRNA binding. The record is from RefSeq and is a predicted model, not a curated record. Lineage: Eukaryota; Metazoa; Chordata; Mammalia; Rodentia; Muridae. Gene Ontology annotation, biological process: translation. Gene Ontology annotation, cellular component: mitochondrion; ribosome. Bases 143 to 685 code for a protein of 180 amino acids.
AGUUCCGGGUCCUGGAGGCACCGGGGAACUGCGGGCACCUGUGGGUUUUCCCUCAGUUAAUAUGGCUGCGACUAGUUAUUUGCAGGGACGGCUGUGAGCAAAGCAAGGCAGGGCCCUGCGAGGCUUUGCUUAUGUCUCAGCGAUGGCGCUUCAGCCGCGGUUCUGGAAAUGUCUGUCCGUUUGCAGGAACUUGGAGUGUGGGGUCGCAGCCCUCUCCACCAGUUCCACGCCAGCGGUGCAGCCCGACGUGGAGACUAAGGGAAACGAAGCUGUGGCCCCAGAGUUCACCAACCGGAACCCUCGGAAUCUGGAGCUCCUAGGUGUAGCCAGGAAAGAACGGGGCUGGGCGACAGUGUGGCCCAGUCGUGAGUACUGGCACAGGUUGCGGGUCAUAAAGACUCAGCAUCAUAUAGAAGCACUGGUUGAGAAUCUUACUGGCCAGGUUGUGGUCUCGGCAUCCACUCGGGAAUGGGCUAUUAAGAAACACCUUUAUAGUACCAGGAAUGUGGUGGCUUGUGAGAGUAUAGGACGAGUGCUGGCCCAGCGGUGCUUAGAAGCUGGACUCAAUUUCAUGUUCUACCAGCCAGCCCCUUGGGAGGCCUCCUCAGACUCGAUAAAACGUCUAAAAUAUGCCAUGACAGAAAGUGGCGUGAUGCUUCGGGAGCCUCGGAGAAUCUAUGAAUGAAAUAGAACUAUUAACUGCUUUGAAAGUAUAAAUAUGAAACUGUCAGCUACUAUAGCCACCAAAAGAAGAAAGAAAGGAAAGUGGGAGGAGAGCCAGACCGAAAGCUUCAUAGUGAUAAUGUGACAGAGAACAAUGAUUUAAAGUUAGCCUCUUCCCACUUCUGUGUGUGCUUGUGUGGUUUUGUUGUCUUAAUGAAGGGCUAACCUUGCCCCAUUCUUGGAUAAGAGAAGUACUUACGGGAAGCAGUCACCAGUUAUAGCCAUUGAAGAAAAAAUUAAAACAUUAAUAACAAACUGAA